Molecule: messenger RNA, 373 nt
Organism: Rotaria sp. Silwood1
Lineage: Eukaryota; Metazoa; Rotifera; Eurotatoria; Philodinida; Philodinidae
Source: the annotation of a GenBank genome assembly
AAAUUCUAUAGAACAUCAAUCUGAAGAAUCUAUUUCAAAUACUGAAAUAUCCAAUGAUCAACAACAACAAACAUCAAAUGAUAUAAUAUCAUCAUUUAAAAAUGAUCUUAAAGAUAUUGAAACACGUUUAUGUCUUGGUUCAUUAGGUGGUUUUAUUGUAAAUGAUAAUCUUAUUGAAUGGCAAAAUAAAUUAAAACAAUCUAUUGAACGUAAUGAUUUAGGUGAAUUACUUAUACAAUUACAACAAACUGUACCAGAUAAAUAUGCAUCAAAAAUAUUUAAUGAAGUAAAUCAAUUAGAUCAAUAUGAAGAUGUUCAACAACAAGAAGAAAUUCUAUCGGAUUUAUUAGAUAAACAUGGACAAUUUCAUUGA